UUUCUUUAUGCAGGUGAUCUUGCGUAUGAUUCAUCAGCCAAUCACAUGGUAGAUUUCGCAAAUUCUCACCAGUGAAGUUUUGAGACUCGAAAGUUCGUCACACAACUACAAACUCCGCUAACAAUGGCUUCGAUCACGUCGAUUGUAAAGGCAUCCGACUGGAUUUUGUCCAGACCCACUUUAUCAAAGGUAGUCCUCCCAGUGGCAAAAACCUUCUGUGCCUACGCAGGGUACAGGGAAAUGGGCUUGAAGUUCAAUGACUUGAUUGCUGAAGAAAAUCCUAUUGCUCAAAAAGCGAUUUCAAGAUUACCUGAAGACCAGUUGUAUGCUAGAAACUUCAGAACACUUACAGCCCAUCAACUUGCCUUGUCACAUCAAAUAUUGCCUCCAAACAAGGCUGUCCAACCCGAAGAAGACACCCAUUACUUGAUUCCGUAUCUCUUGGAAGCUGAGAAGGAAGCUUUCGAGAAGGCUGAGUUGGAUCAAAUGAAGGUUUAACCAAAUAGAUACUAGUGAUUUCAAAUAAAGAAAUAACCAAUGAA
This is a messenger RNA of Metschnikowia bicuspidata var. bicuspidata NRRL YB-4993, 542 nucleotides long. RefSeq names its product ubiquinol--cytochrome-c reductase subunit 7 (gene QCR7). NCBI's taxonomy places the organism in Eukaryota, Fungi, Ascomycota, Pichiomycetes, Serinales, Metschnikowiaceae. The record is from RefSeq and is a predicted model, not a curated record. Gene Ontology annotation, biological process: mitochondrial electron transport, ubiquinol to cytochrome c. Bases 124 to 498 code for a protein of 124 amino acids. The transcript has 2 exons.